This is a messenger RNA of Brassica napus (rape), 2168 nucleotides long. Its product is annotated as protein NRT1/ PTR FAMILY 5.1-like. Gene Ontology annotation, biological process: transmembrane transport; dipeptide transport. The record is from RefSeq and is a predicted model, not a curated record. The transcript has 4 exons. Gene Ontology annotation, cellular component: membrane. Lineage: Eukaryota; Viridiplantae; Streptophyta; Magnoliopsida; Brassicales; Brassicaceae. Gene Ontology annotation, molecular function: dipeptide transmembrane transporter activity; tripeptide transmembrane transporter activity. Bases 207 to 1961 code for a protein of 584 amino acids.
UUGCAGAGAGUAAGACAAUAGCUCAGCUAAUCUUUAAGACCUUGAUCUUACUAGUAAGAAAAAAACACCAUGCAGCCUUAAGAUAUAUCCCUUUAGUCUCUUUUCACAGACCUGACCUCUCAUAGCUCUUUGAAUUCUCAUAAGAUUACCAAAUAUAUACAAAAGAAAACAUCAAAAGUUUUAUAAUUUAUAACAAAAUACAAAAAAUGGAGGAUGCAAAUGUUUACACACAAGAUGGCACCGUCGACCUCCAAGGCCGUCCCGUCCUCGCGUCCAAGACGGGCCGUUGGAAAGCUUGCUCUUUCCUCCUUGGGUAUGAAGCGUUUGAGCGGAUGGCGUUUUAUGGAAUAGCUUCGAACUUGGUGAAUUAUUUGACCACAAAACUUCACGAAGACACGAUCUCUUCGGUUAGAAAUGUGAAUAAUUGGUCCGGUGCCGUUUGGAUCACCCCGAUCGCCGGAGCUUACAUCGCCGACUCAUACAUCGGCCGCUUCUGGACUUUUACCGCCUCCUCUCUCAUCUACGUCCUGGGGAUGAUUCUCUUAACAAUGGCGGUAACGGUAAAAUCCUUAAGACCCACAUGCGCAAACGGGGUAUGCAACAAGGCAUCCUCUUUACAAAUAGCAUUUUUCUACAUGUCUCUCUAUACCAUAGCCAUUGGAGCCGGUGGAACAAAACCUAACAUUUCCACGUUUGGAGCGGAUCAAUUUGACAAUUACAGCCUUAAAGAGAAAAAACAAAAGGUUUCAUUCUUCAAUUGGUGGAUGUUCAGCUCCUUCUUGGGUGCCUUGUUCGCGACAUUAGGGCUCGUCUACAUCCAAGAGAAUCUUGGGUGGGGUUUAGGUUAUGGCAUCCCUACACUAGGACUCUUGGUUUCUCUCAUGGUGUUCUAUAUUGGAACACCAUUUUAUAGACAUAAGGUCAUCAAAUCAGAAAAUUUGGCCAAAGAUUUGGUUAGAGUCCCUAUCGCGGCAUUCAAAAACCGAAAGCUUCACUGUCCUAAUGACGUUUUGGAGCUUCAUGAGCUUGACUCACAUUAUUACAAAAGCACUGGUAAACAUCAAGUUCAUCACACUCUCAUAUUCAGGUUCUUGGAUAAAGCGGCUAUUAAGACAUGUUCGGGAGAGUCACCUUGUACGGUGACAAAAGUGGAAGUGGCAAAGCGUGUGCUAGGUCUUACCUUAAUAUGGCUUGUCACUUUAAUCCCAAGCACCUUAUGGGCACAAGUGAACACUCUCUUCGUCAAACAAGGGACCACCCUGGACCGAAAACUCGGAUCCCACUUCCAAAUCCCGGCGGCUUCGUUGGGAAGCUUUGUUACACUCUCAAUGCUUCUUUCAGUGCCAAUGUAUGACCAAUACUUUGUUCCCUUCAUGCGCAAGAAAACCGGAAACCCUAGAGGGAUCACUAUACUCCAAAGGCUAGGGAUAGGGUUUGUGAUCCAAAUUGUUGCAAUCGCGGUUGCUUCGGCCGUAGAGGUCAAGAGGAUGCGGGUAAUAAAGGAAUUUCACAUAGCUAGCCCGAAACAAGUUGUGCCUAUGAGUAUUUUUUGGUUGCUCCCUCAGAACUCUCUUCUAGGCAUUGGAGAUGUGUUCAAUGCGAUUGGUUUGCUUGAGUUUUUCUACGAUCAGUCACCUGAGGAAAUGCAGAGCCUUGGAACAACGUUUUUUACGAGUGGGAUCGGUCUUGGGAACUUCUUGAAUAGCUUCUUGGUGACAAUGGUUGAUAAGAUCACGACUAAAGGGGGAGGGAAGAGUUGGAUUGGGGAUAAUUUGAAUGAUUCAAGGCUAGAUUACUAUUAUGGGUUUCUAGUGGUGAUUUCGAUUGUGAACAUGGGUUUGUUCUUGUGGACAGCAAGCAAGUAUGUUUACAAGAGUGAUGAGAUCAAAGAUUUUAGUGGAGGAUGUGUUGAAAUGGAGGCCAAAGCCUUGGACACAUCUCCUCUUACUAUCCAAUUAUAACAAUGCUAUACAUGUAUAUAUAUAUAUAUAUAUAUAUAUAUAUAUAUAUAUAUAUUUGGUUUUCAAGAAAUUUUGUAAGUUGUGGUAUUCUGAUAACAUGAUAUGAAUAAAACUUUAGUGUUUAUUCUAAUCAAUCAGUUAAAACUUGGAAGAAUGAAACAAUUAUUCAAGUCUAUAUAUGGAUUUGCUCUACUUGUUGAACACAAA